Molecule: messenger RNA, 2755 nt
Organism: Cannabis sativa
Lineage: Eukaryota; Viridiplantae; Streptophyta; Magnoliopsida; Rosales; Cannabaceae
Product: putative pentatricopeptide repeat-containing protein At3g47840
Exons: 2
Coding region: 461-2581 (706 amino acids)
Biological process (GO): RNA modification
Molecular function (GO): RNA binding; protein binding
Source: RefSeq, a predicted model, not a curated record
AUUGUGUUUGUUAUCACCAUCACCGUGGGGUAAAAACAAUGGCGUAUGAGCUAAAUGAGCAAAAGAGAAAAUAAAAUAAAAAACGAUCCCGCUUUGCAACCCUUAAUUUUGAGUUGUUUGUCAAUCAAAACUUCGUUCCUUAAUGGUUUGACCUAUAUCCUUAGUUACAGAGUUCAUGGCUGAAAUUAUUUUAAGGCUCCAACUUAUAGUAGGGACCCAGGUUUUGAAAUCACUAAUAGAAACAUAUUUGAUGGUUGACUUGCAAUCAAAUGUUAAUGUUGGCCUACAAAUCAUGGUUGUCAAAUAGAAUCGUGCAUAUGGGAUUUAUAGGCACCCCUGAAAGUAAAAGUGAUAAUUUAAACAUGGUAUCAUAAUGAAAUAUGCUCAACGAAAUAUUUCUUUGGGGCCUGUUUGAAGUUUUCACAAGAACUGCCUUGCAUGGUAAGACUACAACUGCAAUAUGGUUUCAUCAAUGAGAUGCUUUGCCAGAAGAAUUUUCGUAGAGCCGGCUGUUAUUUCCACAGGCAAAUGCUUACAGGUGAGGCAAGACCAGUUAGCCCCAGAAACCCAUUUUGUGAAUCAUGUUAGUACUGUUGAGCUAAACUCUCACUUGAAGCAACUAGUGAAAACAGGCUUCCUAAAUGAUGCCAGGUUACUGUUCAAUAAAAUGCCCCAAAGAGAUGAGAUUUCAUGGGCCAAUAUGAUUUCUGGCUAUGUGAAUACCUUUCAAGCACCUGAGGCAUUGAGUUUAUUUUCAACUAUGUUUGUGAAGUCUGAACUGCAACUUGACCCUUUUGUGCUUAGUCUUGCUCUAAAGGCUUGUGGGCUCAGUAUGAACAUUUGUUAUGGUGAACUAUUACAUGGGUGCUCAAUAAAAUCAGGUUUGAUCAACUCAGUUUUUGUUGGUAGUAGCCUUCUUGACAUGUACACCAAAAUUGGCAAGAUUGAUAAAGGUUGUAGAGUCUUUGAACAAAUGCCAGUUAGAAACAUAGUAUCAUGGACUGCCAUUAUAACUGGGCUCGUUCAUGCUGGUUAUCAUGCAGAGGGUCUUAUUUACUUCUCUGAAAUGUGGAGGUCAAAGGUGGAAUGUGAUGCUUAUGCAUAUGCUAUUGCAUUAAAGGCUUGUGCUGAUUCGAGUUCACUAAAUCAUGGGAAGGCAAUUCACACACAAGCAUUGAAGAAAGGGUUGAAUGAAAGCUCCUUUGUAGCCAACUCUCUUUCUACUAUGUACAAUAAAUGUGGUAAAUUAGACUAUGGCUUGCAUUUGUUUGCAACAAUGAAGACACGUGAUGUGGUUUCUUGGACAACAAUUAUCACCACAUAUGUUCAGAUGGGUCAAGAGAAGAAUGCAAUUGAAGCCUUCAGAAGGAUGAAGGACUCUAGUGUGAGUCCUAAUGAGUAUACUUUUGCUGCCAUCAUCUCUGGGUGUGCCAAUCUAGCCAGAGUUGACUAUGGUGAACAGUUACAUUCUCAUGUAAUAUGUUUAGGGUUGGUGGAUUAUUUGUCAGUAACAAACUCUAUUGUCACAAUGUACUUGAAAUGUGGGCGUUUGACUUCAGCUUCAAUAAUGUUUGAAGGAAUGAGCCGAAAAGAUGUAAUUUCUUGGAGCACAAUAAUUGCUGGGUAUUGUCAAGGAGGUUAUGGAGAAGAAGCUUUUGAGUAUUUGUCAUGGAUGAGAAAGGAUGGACCGAAGCCUAAUGAAUUUGCCUUUGCUAGCUUGUUAAGUGUUUGUGGAAGCAUGGCAAUGCUCGACCAAGGGAAGCAACUGCAUGCUCAUGUCGUGUCUGUUGGGUUAGAGCAUAAACCAAUAAUACAAAGUUCUUUAAUCAAUAUGUAUUGUAAAUGUGGUAGUGUAAAAGAAGCUUCAGAAUUAUUUGAUGUGAUGGGACAAGAUGAUAUAGUGUCAUGGACAGCCAUGAUUAAUGGAUAUGCAGAACAUGGAUACAGCCAAGAAGCCAUUCAUUUGUUUGACAAGAUACAAAUGGUGGGUUUGAGACCUGACUCUGUGACCUUUGUUGGUAUUCUUGCUGCUUGUAGCCAUGCUGGAUUUGUUGAUCUGGGUUUCCGCUACUUUGAAUCAAUGCGUAAUGAAUACCAUAUCACUCCCUCCAAAGAGCACUAUGGUUGUGUCAUUGAUCUCCUUUGUCGAGCUGGACGAUUAAGCGAUUCAGAGAGAAUGAUAAGAUGUAUGCCGUUUCAGCUGGAUGAUGUUGUAUGGUCAACUCUGCUCAGAGCUUGCAGGGUUCAUGGUGAUCUGGACUGUGGAAAACGUGCUGCAGAGGAGAUUCUCAAACUAAAUCCAAAUUGUGCAGCAACUCACAUCACCUUGGCAAAUAUAUAUGCUGCCAAAGGGAAAUGGAGGGAAGCAGCAGCAAUAAGAAUGAGUUUGAAAUCAAAGGGUGUGGUUAAAGAGCCAGGAUGGUCUUGGGUAAAAAUUAAAGAUCAGAUUUCUGCAUUUGUUUCCGGUGACCGGUCUCAUCCACAAUGCGAAGAGAUAAAUAGUGUGUUGAAGCUAUUGGUUUCAGAACGGGAUACUGUAACUGAUGAAUUGGUUUCUCUGUUGAUUCAUAUUGAAGAUUAAUAAUCCCCCUUUAUAAAUUAAGGAGACCUGAUGCAGUUAUUUAUUUGGGAGCUUUAGAUCACAGACAUUUAUCAAGGGGGGAGGAGCUUGUCAUGGUAAUCAAACCAUGGUGUUGAGAAUAGAGAUCACCAUUGAUGGUUUCUUACAACUGGUCAAAUAAAUUUUGCUUUGAAU